GUAUAAGCCGUGCUUAUUUUAGAUUAUACUUACAAGAUACUUUAGUAUAUAUACGAGUACUCGUUUUACCACGUGUAUGACAACAAAGCUCAUCUUAUGGAGUUUGACAAACUACUCCAAGAAUAUAUAGGAGAAAUAGGGCCCUAUCAAGUGUGGCUUUUAUUUUGGCUAUCUUGGUUCUGGAUAUGGGGCACCUUCAACACUAUGGGGAUUGUAUUUCUGGCGGCUGUUCCAGACCACUACUGCCUAACCUCUGCGCUACAGAAUCUCUCAUUAUCACAGGAUAUUUACCUGAACAUCUCUAUACCACACGAUGGGAAAAAAUAUUCGAAUUGCGAAAUGUAUGAUCGCAAUUAUACUGAUGUUACUGAUGAUGAUGUUCAAAACUGGUUACAAAACAACAAUAGCAAUGUUGAUGCCAUCGCAUGUAAACAGUGGAUGUAUGACACAUCUGUCUACAAAACUAGCUUGGUCUCUGAGUGGGACUUGGUAUGUGACAAUGAGUGGAAGAUAGCAACGGUGCAAUCAGCAUAUGCUUUGGGAAACCUCAUUGGAAUUGUAUUUUUUGGCCAAGUUGCAGACUUAAUUGGUCGAAGACCAGUGAUCCUUUUCACAAGUAUAGGUGUUGUUGCAUCACAUGUUGGAGAAGUUUUGUCGGUGAACUAUCCAAUGUUCCUUGCAAUGAGGGUAAUACUAGCCAUAAACAGUGGAGGAUGCUUUACAGCUGCAUUUGUGCAUGCUAUUGAACUUGUGGGACCAAAAUGGCGCACAGCAGUGGGGAUUUUGCCUCAGUACAUGUGGGGUGUAGGUUACCUUCUACUAGCAGCUAUCACAUAUGGUAUUAGGGACUGGUUCACACUUGCACUUGCACUUGCCGGACCUCAGCUUCUCAACUUUAUAUUCAUAUUCAUCUUACCAGAAUCUGCCAGAUGGUUAUAUGCGAAGGAGAAAAAGAUCCAAGGAGACAAAGUAGUGAAGAAAAUUGCAAAAUGGAAUAAAACCAAAUUACCAGAUAUUCUGAACGUUGAAAUAAAAGAGCCGGAACAUAAGACUCAAGCAACGUUACUUGAUUUGUUUAGGACGCCAAAUCUAAGACUGAUUUCCAUGAUACAGUUCUUCAUUUGGUUUGUGACCAGUAUGGUUUACUAUGGGUUAUCACUGAACUCAUCCAACCUUGGUGGAGACCCGUACAUCAACUUCCUUAUAUCAGCUGGAGUGGAAAUACCCGCCUAUGCACUCUUUCAUUUCCUCUUAAGGAAGCUAGGACGCCGGGUCUGCACAUGUCUUACUCUCACCAUAGGAGGCUUGGCUUUGUUGUGUCUUCUGCCUGUAUCCGAGGAGCACCAGAUUGUGAUCCUAGUAUUAUCAAUGACUGGUAAAUUCAUGGUGUCUGGCACAUUCGCUAUCAUAUACCUGUACUCUGCUGAACUAUUCCCUACACCUGUUAGGACAGUUGGCGUAGGAUGUUCAUCUAUGUUUGCCCGUGUUGGAGCUAUUGUAGCCCCAUAUAUUGGACAGUUGCCGUUUUUGGCUCGUCACUUGCAUGGUAUAAAAUAUGCACCAUCCAUUAUAUUUGGUGCCUUCUCAUUCGCUGCUGGUUUACUCACUUUACUGCUACCAGAGACGCUGGGCAAGAAUCUACCUGAGACUUUGGAAGAAGGGGAACUCAUGUCUAAAAGAACCUCCUAUAGAAAAGUAUUGAGAUUAUAG
Owenia fusiformis is the source of this 1710-nucleotide messenger RNA. The record is from the annotation of a GenBank genome assembly. NCBI's taxonomy places the organism in Eukaryota, Metazoa, Annelida, Polychaeta, Sabellida, Oweniidae.